UCGUAAGAGGAGAAGGAGGGUUAUAAGGAGGGGGUCCGGAGCCAUGGGAUCUGCCUGAGACAGAACGAGCCGGAGCGGACUGAGGGGAGGGUGGGGGGACGCACGGCCGGGAAGAACAUGGGAGCUCCGCUGGGAGCGGUGCUCGUGCUCUCGUGCUGCCUGCUCUUGGUUGGCGGGUCUCCUUUAUUGCUUUUCGCAAACCGCCGAGACGUCCGACUGGUUGAUGCAGUGGGAGCAAAGUUGGAUUCGGUGGUGGUGGUGAGCGGCUUGGAGGAUGCAGCGGCCGUGGAUUUCUUUUACUCUCAAGGACUCAUUUACUGGACAGAUGUUAGUGAGGAAUCGAUAAAAGAAAUUACAUAUAACCAGAGCGGGAGCUCACAGCGGGUCAUCAUCUCGGGCCUGGUCUCUCCGGAUGGCCUGGCUUGCGACUGGAUUGGAAAGAAACUUUAUUGGACGGACUCUGAAACAAACCGGAUAGAGGUAGCGAACCUCAAUGGCACUUACAGAAAAGUCUUGUUUUGGCAAGAUCUGGAUCAGCCCAGGGCCAUAGCAUUGGAUCCAGCACAUGGAUACAUGUAUUGGACUGACUGGGGAGAAACCCCAAGAAUUGAACGUGCUGGAAUGGAUGGAAGCACACGCAAAAUCAUAGUGGACUCAGAUAUUUAUUGGCCCAAUGGGCUAACAAUUGACCUGGAUGAACAGAAACUUUACUGGGCAGAUGCUAAACUGAGUUUUAUUCACAGAGCCAAUUUGGAUGGUUCUUUUAGGCAGAAGGUUGUCGAAGGAAGCCUCACACAUCCAUUUGCGUUAACGCUGGCAGGAGAUACAUUGUAUUGGACUGACUGGCAGACUCGCUCCAUCCAUGCCUGCAACAAGCGUACAGGAGAAAAAAGAAGGGAAAUUCUUAACGCGCUUUACUCUCCUAUGGACAUACAAGUGUUCAGUCAGGAACGGCAGCCACAUUUCCAAACGUCAUGUGAUAACAAUAAUGGAGGAUGCUCUCAUCUCUGCCUAUUGUCACCAAGAGACCCAUUUUACAGCUGUGCCUGUCCGACUGGGGUACAGCUGAUGGAAGAUGGGAAAUCCUGCAAAAUAGGAGCCGAUGAUGUCUUACUGCUUGCAAGAAGGACCGAUCUACGAAGGAUCUCCUUGGACAUGCCAGACUUUACUGACAUUGUUCUCCAGAUCGAUGAUAUAAGACAUGCCAUUGCUAUCGACUAUGACCCUGUGGAAGGAUACAUCUAUUGGACUGAUGAUGAGGUUAAAGCAAUUCGUCGUGCUUAUCUGGAUGGUUCUGGGGCGCAGACAUUGGUAACGACUGAGGUGCAGCAUCCAGAUGGAAUAGCAGUAGACUGGAUUGCCCGAAACCUUUACUGGACAGACACUGGCACUGACCGUAUUGAAGUAACUCGCCUUAAUGGAACAUCCAGGAAAAUCUUAUUGUCUGAAAACUUGGAUGAACCACGGGCCAUUGUAUUAAAUCCACUGACUGGUUACAUGUACUGGACAGAUUGGGGACAGAGGCCAAAGAUUGAGUCUGCUUAUUUAGAUGGAUCGGAGAGGACUGUUCUUGUCAAUUCAUCCUUGGGUUGGCCUAAUGGAUUGGCUCUGGAUCUUCAAGAGGGCAAACUCUACUGGGGGGAUGCAAAGACGGACAAAAUAGAGGUAAUGAAUGUGGAUGGAACUAUGCGCAAGACCCUCAUCGAAGACAAGCUGCCCCACAUAUUUGGUUUUACUCUGCUUGGAGAUUACAUCUAUUGGACAGACUGGCAAAGAAGAAGCAUUGAAAGAGUUCACAAAGUGAGGGCAAGUCGGGAAAUAAUCAUCGAUCAGCUGCCAGAUUUAAUGGGGCUAAAGGCAGCCAGCGUAACCAAUACUUUUGGCACCAACCCUUGUGCUGAUCACAAUGGAGGCUGCAGUCACUAUUGUUUCUUCACUCCUCGUGGCAUACGAUGUUCCUGCCCAAUGGGACUAGAGUUGCUGAGUGACAUGAAAACCUGCAUCAUUCCUGAGGCCUUCUUGGUUUUCACAAGCAGGGCAGCAAUUCAUAGGAUCUCCUUAGAAACCAACAAUAAUAACGUUGCCAUUCCACUCACUGGUGUUAAAGAGGCAUCUGCUUUGGAUUUUGAUGUGUCCGAUAAUAGGAUCUAUUGGACUGAUAUUACACUUAAGACCAUAAGCAGAGCAUUUAUGAAUGGAAGCUCUGUAGAACAUGUGAUUGAGUUUGGCCUCGACUACCCAGAGGGAAUGGCCGUUGACUGGAUGGGAAAGAAUCUUUAUUGGGCCGACACUGGUACCAAUCGUAUAGAAGUGUCUCGUCUCGAUGGACAGUUCAGACAGGUUCUAGUGUGGAAAGAUCUCGACAACCCAAGAUCUCUUGCAUUGGAUCCAGCGCAGGGUUUCAUGUACUGGACCGAAUGGGGAGGAAAGCCCAGGAUUGUUCGCGCCUACAUGGAUGGGACCAACAUAAUCACUUUGGUGGAUAAACUGGGCCGCGCCAAUGAUCUGACCAUUGACUACACUGACCAAAGACUUUAUUGGACAGACCUGGAUACGAACAUGAUCCAGUCAUCCAACAUGCUAGGCCAAGACCGAGAGAUUAUUGCCGAUGACCUUCCUCACCCCUUUGGACUUACCCAGUACAGUGACUAUAUCUACUGGACAGACUGGAACCUGCACAGCAUCGAAAGGGCAGACAAAGCAAACGGCAAGAACCGUACAUUGAUCCAAGGCCGCUUGGACUUUGUUAUGGACAUUCUGGUAUUUCACUCCUCCCGGCAGGACGGCUCCAACGAAUGUAUGCAAAACAAUGGACUCUGCAGUCAGCUCUGCCUGGCUGUGCCAAAUGGAUACAGAUGUAGCUGCUCCUCUCAUUACACUCUGGACUCCAACCACAGGAACUGCAGCUUGCCGUCCAGCUUCCUUCUAUUUAGCCAGAAAACGGCGAUCAAUCGAAUGUUAGUAGAUGAACAGCAGAGUCCAGACAUCAUCCUUCCUAUCCACGGCCUUAGAAAUGUCAAAGCCAUUGCUUAUGACCCUCUAGAUAAACUAAUCUACUGGGUGGAUGGCCGGCAGAAUAUCAUUAAAAGGGUUAAAGAUGAUGGAACACAGCCUCUUGUGUUAGUAUCUACUCCAAACCAGAGCCAAACACUUGAAAAGCAGCCGCAUGAUUUAAGCAUAGACCUGUACAGCCGCACCUUGUACUGGACUUGUGAGGCCACCAACAGCAUCAAUGUUAACAGGAUUACGGGAGAAUAUAUUGGCACUGUUCUGCGUGGAGAACAUGACAAACCAAGAGCCAUUGCUUUGAAUGCAGAACGAGGAUACAUGUACUUCACAAACAUGCAAGAAAGAUCCCCAAAGAUCGAGCGUGCAGCCCUAGAUGGGACAGAGCGAGAAGUUCUCUUCACCACUGGACUAAUCCGACCCGUUGCUCUGGUUGUCGACAACAAGUUGGGGAAACUGUUUUGGGUGGAUGCAGACUUGAAACGUAUUGAGAGCUCAGACUUAUCUGGAGCCAAUAGAAUAACUCUGGAAGAUUCAAACAUCCUUCAACCCAUGGGGCUCUCCGUCCUGGGCGAUCAUCUGUACUGGAUUGACCGACAACAGCAGAUGAUUGAAAGAGUGGAUAAGACAAAUGGCUUCCGAAGGACAAGAAUUCAAGGCCGCAUCGCCCACCUUACUGGAAUUCAUGCUGUGGAAGCCCUUGAUAUGAAGGAGUUCUCUGCACAUCCAUGUUCAAGAGAUAAUGGGGGCUGUUCCCAUAUCUGCAUUGCCAAAGGAGAUGGCACCCCUCGAUGUUCCUGUCCGGUGCACCUAGUCCUCUUACAAAACCUGUUGACGUGUGGAGAGCCCCCAACUUGCUCUCCAGAGCAGUUUACAUGUGCCACCGGGGAGAUCGAUUGUAUUCCCCUGUCCUGGCGUUGUGAUGGAUUCUCAGAAUGUGAGGAUAAGAGCGACGAGGAGAACUGCCCUCUAUGUUCUGAUAAUCAGUUCCAGUGCGAGAAAGGACAGUGUAUCGAUGCCCGUAAGAAGUGCGAUGGCGAGUACGAUUGUCAAGACAAGUCUGAUGAGCUGGACUGUGAAGCAAUCUGCCCAUCGAAUCAGUUUCGCUGUGACAAUGGCCAAUGUGUCACGACAAAGCAGCAGUGCGACUCCUUCCUGGACUGUGGUGACAACUCGGAUGAUAUCAUGUGUGAACUGAAUAGGUCCCCAUCUGAAGAAACUCCUUCGCAUAACAGUGCAAUACUACCAGUGAUUGGCAUCAUUUUGUCUGUCUUUGUGUUCGGCGGAGUAUAUUUUGUAUGCCAGAGGGUUGUGUGUCAAAGAUACACUGGACCAAAUGGACCGUUUCCACAUGAGUACAUUAGUGGAACUCCUCAUGUUCCUCUCAACUUCAUUACUACUAGAAGUUCCCAGCCUGGCACCUACUCAGGUAUACCUUGCGGGAAGCAAAUGAUCAGUUCCAUGAGUAUCAUAGGGGGCGGUAGUAGUGGAGCUCCGCUUUAUGACCGGAAUCAUGUGACCGGUGCUUCUUCCAGUAGCUCCUCUAGUACCAAAGCCACCCUCUACCCACAGAUAUUAAACCCACCACCAUCACCAGCUACGGAUCGUUCCUUGUACAAUACUGAAGUGUUUUACUCUUCUAAUAGUCCAUCCACUACCAGAUCUUACAGGCCUUACCUUAUACGAGGUAUUGCUCCUCCAACAACGCCAUGCAGCACAGAUGUUUGUGACAGCGACUAUACUACAAGCAGAUGGAAAGCUAAUAAAUAUUACAUGGAUUUAAAUUCUGAUUCAGACCCAUACCCUCCUCCGCCCACUCCUAGGAGUCAAUACAUGUCGGCUGAGGAGAGCUGUCCCCCAUCCCCAACAACAGAAAGAAGCUACUUCCACCUUUACCCCCCACCCCCCUCACCCUGUACAGACUCUUCAUGAUCCAAACUGAAGGAACCUGCCCUCCAAAAUUGUAAAUAGUUUUAAAUAUGAACGAAAGAACAAAUAUAUAAAUAUAUAUAUAUUUUAAGAUUUUAAAGAUAAUUUGGAUUGAUGUUUUUUUUUUUAAGAAAAAAAUGAAAAUAAAAAAAAAAUCAACUGUGAAUAUAAUGGGUCUGGGAGGGACUGUGAAAAAUGUACAGCGGAAAAAUAUUUAUAUAUAUAUAUAUAUUUUUUUUGUAUUUAACUGUCAUGCAUCUUAUACGAUCUACAAUAUGAAUUGUAUCUUUUCAGAAGACAUUCAUUUUCCUAACUGGUGCUAAACUCUUUCAUGAUUGAAAAACUGAUACGUUUUGUGCAUCACCAAAAUUUGUGAAAAAACAUUCUAUUGGAACAGAGCCAAACUUAUACACAAUCCCUGGUAUAAAAAAAAUUUGGGCUUAAAAAAUGCAAGUAUGCAAAUAUAUUUAAAUUUAGUGUUUUUAUAGAGUAUGUUGGUAUAAGCAAAAAAAGAGAUCAGCAUUGAGGCGCCUUGUGUAUUAUCACUUGGACCCUUGGGGGUGUAAAAGGGUGAAGGGCACAAGAAGCCCAUAGGCAAUGGCCGCUCACCUGGAGCAAGUGAUAAGCAACUUGCGUAUCAACCCACACGAAGUAGGUUACAUUAAUGUAGAAACAGUUGUUUAGCCAGAUUCCCAGGAAAUGGAAACCAGUCAGGAUGUGUGGGAUAAAGGCGUGCAAAAAAAAAGACCAAAAUAGCUUUAAUAAACCUUUCCAGUGUUUUGAGCACCUACAUCUCUGGUCUGAUUUGUUGGAUUCUCUGAAAUGGCAGCGUUUUCACUUGGGUCUUUUUCUGCACGCCUUCUUUUUUUAUAGAAUAGAAAAUCAUAAAAACUGGAGACCCUGUCCAAAUAUUUUGGGGAGAUGUGGACGUAUCAUUAGAUUGUCACCAAUCCGACUCUUAUAGCUUAGACUGCAUUUACACCACGAUAGGGGCAGACCGCAACCGGAUCUGGGAAUUUUAUAACCGCCUUCUGCUGGACCCUUACCAUAGUCCAGAAAUUUCAAUAAGAGGAUCAAAGUCGGCUAUAGACUCCAGUUGACUCAUUUUCCCACCGUAUUGAGUUUUAGAACUGGACUUAAAAGUACAGCCGACCACGGUAUUCAGUCGGAACGGCUUAUAUUUUUUUUAACAUUGUAUAGAGUCUAUUGCUGAUUCCGGUCGCCAGGGAUAUGCCAGGAGGCGCUUUUGAAAUUCCACUCUGAUCCGGCUGCCAUAUUCCCCAUUCAUGGUCUCAAUGCAGCCUUAUCAAGCUAGCAAUUUUGCAUCAAAGUGUAGUGAUUUGGAAAAAAUAAUGAAUGUGGCUAAAAGUUUAACCCAGGCAUCUAAAUGAACAAGAAAUCCCAAAGAUGUGUAUGCCAGUAAACAAUUCAGUUUAGGUACAAAGAAUAAGUGCAUUUCACUUCUUUCAUAGAAAAGACCUUCCCCUCCCCGACACAUGCGUCCGCUCUCAUGUCUCAUUUAUAAGACGUGAUAAGAUGAAGUAUCUGUAUCACCACCCACACCCCUACGGUCACUGUAGGCUGUUUAGAGAGAUGUCAGUAGAGCAGGCAAUACACCUUUAAUAGCUGUAGGCAGGACAAUCAUUUAACCAACAGCUAAUACACAAACGCCUGACCGAGAACAGGAAAUCAAACCUGCCCAAUCCAGGACACACCCAUAAAUGUUAAACAAUUGGUGGAUCUCACCAUCUUUUCUCUAUUUUUUAUUUUUUUUUCUGAUGUCAUUUUGCAGUUUCCCCCACUCCUUCCCCGUCACUCAAACAGAAAGUUAAACUUUUGCCAGGCCUCAAAUAUUGAUGCUAGUCCUUAUAGUCUGGCUGUAGCAAGUGUUUAAUGUCAUGGCAUGUUUAACCCUUUUCACCUCCAAGGAUGUAUGUGAUACGUUUUGAACAUCGUGAAUGAAUUGUAAUUAAAUCUUCUGAAAAUGACAAUUUGUUUAAUUCAUGUUUGACACGAUUGACAAUAGAUGAUGGAACAUCCGUGUUCUUCAGCCCUCCUCUUCCUCUAUGCACAUGUCGCAGAGCACGCCUAAAAAUUCUCCCUUAUAAAUUUCUACUGUCUGUGAGGCUGCUAAAAAGCAAAAUCUAUCGAUUCUAAGCUAGAACAUUGUAUUAUCUCGUAGGAAAAAAAUUAAAUAUUUACAAAGCACAUCAUAUCAGGUGUUCCUUCUAUUUGCAGUUCACUUCUAAAGUAGGAAAAUGUGCAUAACAUUUUUUAGUUUUUCCUUCUUUCUGUUCAAAAGCUUUAGAAUUUGCCUCAGAAAACUCAUUGAUGGCAUAUGACUAUGAUACUUCAGCAAUGUCCGAUAACACUGGGUCCAACUAUUGUGAUCCCUGCUGAUCAAUAGAAUGAUGAGAUAUUUGCUUUGAGUAUAGUGCCACGUUGUCUCCUUUUAGGUAUUGACAUUUCUUCUGGCGAUCAGCUGAGAUUCAUCACGUUGAAUUUGAAAUCAGUGGCAUUCUAGUGAUGUAAGAGGAAGGUGUUCUACUCAGACAAUGAAUGAUCCCCCAAAUGUUAGGUCUUAUCUUUAAUGUUUCAAUAAAUUGAGUUUGUUUUUAAAGAAAUGUUCCUAUCUCCUACAAUGUCUCUCUCUUAUUCAGCCCGGAGACCUCUUCACACACAUGCCUGUAGCUACUGUCAUGGCCGUAAAUGUUGGCACUCCUGAAAUUUUUCAAGAAAAUGAAGUAUUUCUCACAGAAAAUGAUUGCAGUAACAUAUGUUUUGCUAUACACAUGUUUAUUCCCUUUGUGUUUAUUGGAACUAAACCAAAAAAGGGAGGAAAAUAAAACUAAUUGGACAUAGUGUCACACCACUCUCCAAAAAUGGGCUGGACAAAAUUAUUGGCACCCUUAACUUAAUAUUUGGUUGCACACCCUUUGGAAAAAAAUAACUGAAAUCAGUCGCUUCCUAUAACCAUCAAUAAGCUUCUUACACCUUAGUCGGAAUGUUGGACCACUCUUUCUUUGGAAACUGCUCCAGGUCUCUUAUUGGAAGGCGCCUUUUCCCAACAGCAAUUUUAAGAUCUCUCCACAAGAGUUCAAUGGAAUUUGAAUCUAGACUCAUUGCAGGCCACUUCAGGCCUCUCCAGCGCUUUGUUGCUAUCCAUUUCUGGGUGCUUUUUGACGUAUGUUUGGGGUCAUUGUCCUGCUGCUGAAAGACCCAAGAUCUUGGACGCAAACCCAGCUUUCUGACACUGGGCUGUACAGUGCUACCCAAAAUCCAUUGGUAAUCCUCAGAUUUCAUGAUGCCUUGCACACAUUAAAGGCACCCAGUGCCAGAGGCAGCAAGACAACCUAAAAAACAUCAUUGAACCUCCACUAUAUUUCACGGUCUUUGUCUCAUCUGUCCACAAGACGUUUUCCCAGAAGGAUUUUAGCUUACUCAAGUUCAUUUUAGCAAAAUGUAGUCUUUUUUUGUGUCUGUGUCAGCAGUGGGGUCCUCCUGGGACUCCUGCCAUAGCGUUUCAUUUCAUUUAAAUGUUGAUGGAUAGUUCGCGCUGACACUGAUGCUCCCUGAGCCUGCAGGAGAGCUUGAAUAUCUUUUGGAACUUGUUUGGGGCUGCUUAUCCACCAUCCGGACUAUACUGCGUUGACACCUUUUCAUCAAUUUUUCUCUUCCAUCCACGCCCAGGGAGAUUAUCAAGACGUUUGCAACCCAUGGCACUGUAGCUAAUGUUGCGCACUGUGGCCAAAGGCAAAUUUGGAUCACUGGAGAUGGACUUGUAACCUUGAGAGUGCUGAUAUUUUCCACAAUUUUGGUUCUCAAGUCCUCAAACAGUUCUUCUCCUCUUUCUGUUGUCCAUGCUUAGUGUGGCACACACAGACAUACAAUGCAAAGACUAAGUGAACUUCUAUUUAUCUGCUUUUAGUUGUAAUAUUUUUUAUAUUUCCCAAACCUGUUACUUGCCCCAGGUGAGUUUUAAGGAGCAUCACAUGCCUAAAACAAUCUUAUUUUUCCACAAUUUUGAAAGGGUGCCAAUAAUUUUGUCUACCCCAAUUUUGGUGUGACAUUCUGUCCAAUUAGCUUUUUCCUCCCUUAUAUGUAUAGCAAAACAUGUGUUACUGCAAUCCUUUUCUAGCAGGGGGGGGUGAGAAAAAAACAGACGGCGCUCUGAUCUGACUUGACGAAGAGAGGAAUCCCCUCUCGAAAUGCGUUGUCCAGCCUGCCAAGACAAUUGUCAAAGCCUUUUUGUUGCCUCUGUACAAUCCGCACUUUGGUAAAUAAAAACCGUUUUUCACAAAUCAACUGCCUGCGUCUAAUUCUUCAACCUCCCGGUGCAGCGCCACUCCCGCAAAUUUGGACAACCCCCACCAGGGACUUCCGCAACUAUCCUCUUGCAAUCCUUUUCUGUGGGAAAUACUUCAUUUUCUAGAAAAAAUUCAGGGGUGCCAACAUUUACAGCCAAGGAGGGUCUACUGUGUAGGGAGAGACUGAUGCGAUUUUAACGCUAAAUCCCAUUAAUUCUCUGGAUCAGAGAGGUUCCCAAAAAUUAUUUCCCAGGCCAUCCGUUAUCAUUGGAUGACAUAUCCUAGCAAUAUGCCAUUACUUUAAGAUAUAGAAUAUUUAAAUAAAGACAAAAAUCAAUGGCUUAGCACUCAAUUCCAGAACAAAUGUGCAAAAUUUGUGUCAUGUGACACAAUAAAUUUUGCACAUUUGUUCUGGAAUUUGGAGUGCUGCGCCAUUGAUUUUUGCGGAUAUCUAUUGGGACUCUGAUCAGGUGGAGGGAGCUGGCACCCAGCACAUGGGAUUGACAAGUAAUGCUGCAAACUGUUUUUAGUUAACGUUAAAUAUAGAUUUUCAUAUCAAAAGCAAAAUUAUUGUACUGGACAUGUUUUUUUUUUUUUUUUUUCUUUUUGUUAAGAGGACUUGUGAACUCUCCUGACUUGUCUGUUUUAGUAUAGACUUACAUUCUCUGAAAUGCUUUUGGAAAUCUUGUUAGCCAUAGUCCUUUGUGCCAUUCAUCUGUGCCAUUCAUCUGCAAAUGAAAGACUAAAUUGUCAACUGGGUGUUUCUCUACAUUGUCUAGAGCUGUCAUCUUUGAUUGGGUAGGUUUAGACAAUGUAGGGACACCCCCCAACUGGUAACACCCAGUUGACAAUUUAGUCAUGCCUUUCUAGUGAGAAUAACAGGUAUGACACAACACUGAUAUAAUACAUUAAGUGUACAGGCAGCACAUGUUGGAUACCUAACCAGUCAUAAGAUUUACCACUAACCCUUCCCUACAUCCUCAUCCUUCCUCUGGUUGAACAUGGACGUGUAUUUUUUGUUUCAACCAUACUAUGUAACUGUUAGGUCUUGGAGAUGUAGCUUCAGUGCAGCUUUCUAUUUACCAAGUGUCUAUGUUGUAUUGCUAUGUAACACUUCUUAUGGCACUUCCUAAUAUGUAUGAUUUGUAUAGUAAAAUGCAACAUUUCACUGAUAUAUUGAGAUUAAAAUAAUUUAUUUUGAUUG
Messenger RNA from Hyla sarda, 10446 nucleotides. RefSeq names its product low-density lipoprotein receptor-related protein 5-like. The record is from RefSeq and is a predicted model, not a curated record. NCBI's taxonomy places the organism in Eukaryota, Metazoa, Chordata, Amphibia, Anura, Hylidae. Gene Ontology annotation, biological process: canonical Wnt signaling pathway. The transcript has 23 exons. Bases 118 to 4938 code for a protein of 1606 amino acids. Gene Ontology annotation, molecular function: Wnt receptor activity; Wnt-protein binding.